GACGUCACUGCACCAACUUUUCUGAAGAGCGCAGAUGGACGCACGUGCAUUUUAUGAUCACAGAAGUUGGGGAAAAUGUGUUUUAAUGUCACCGAAUACGAUUUCUGGAGCGCGAAACAUUAGAUAACUCAUCUGUGAAGCUGUUAAGUGAAACUGUAAGUCAUGUAACACGGUGAACGUGAGUGUUUACAAGUGGCGUCAACAGCAUGUAUAGAUGUAAACACAGUUCGUUCACAUGGACAGCAUUUCUCUCAGUCCUGAUGAUAAAACAGCAGCAGUCUGUUAUAGCUUCAUCUGUGGAGGUUCAAGUGGAUGUUGACAAGCCACUACGAAACUUGAAGCACUUUUGGAGAAGCACUGGAUUCUGCCCUCCACAGCCACACAGUGAUGCACACCUGUAUGAUCUCAGUCCAGACCAGCAGAUGAAUCUGGCUUUGAUCGGCUCUGUGCCGCACAGAGGAAUCCAGCAGGUGCGGAUACACUGGAUGCUGGAGCUGGUGUCGGCACGAGUUUACAGUGGAGAAUAUCACUACAACUUCACUCACUUAGACCGGCUGAUUGACCUUCUCUGGCAGAAUGGACUGCAGCCGGGCUUCGAACUGAUGGGCAGCGCAUCCAACAGCUUCAGCAACUUUGAGGACAAAAGUCAAGUUACCGAAUGGAGGAAUUUGGUCUAUUUGAUCGCCAAAAGAUACAUAUGGAAAUAUGGACUCGGCUUUGUCUCUCAGUGGAACUUUGAGACAUGGAAUGAGCCCAACAACCAUGAUUUUGACAACAUCACUGUUUCAAUCCAAGGGUUUCUGAACUAUUAUGAUGCCUGCUCUGAAGGACUUCGUGCGGCGAGUCCUCUCUUGAAGUUCGGGGGUCCGGGAGACUCUUGUCAUUCUCCGCCCCACUCACCAUACUGCUGGGAAAUGUUACAGCAUUGUUACAACGGCACAAACUACUUCACUGCAGAGACGGGCGUACGGCUAGACUACAUCGCCCUACAUAAGAAGGGAGGUGGCAGCUCGUUACCCAUCCUGCAGCAGGAAGUGACCACUGUGCGGGAGAUCCAGCAGCGCUUUCCACAAUUUCGUUCUGUGCCGAUCUACAAUGACGAGGCAGAUCCGCUGGUUGGCUGGAACAAACCACUCACCUGGAGAGCAGAUGUCACCUAUGCAGCCAUGGUGGUUAAGGUCAUCUCACAGCAUCAGAACCUGCUCAUCGCUGACCAGAACAGUACUGUCAACUACACGCUGCUUAGCAACGACAAUGCUUUCCUUAGUUACCACCCGCACCCGUUUACUCAGCGCACUCUCACUGCUCGAUUCCAGAUCAACAACACAAACCCGCCGCAUGUGCAGUUAAUACGGAAACCAGUCCUGACUGUGAUGGGCCUGUUGGCUUUGUUAGGUGAGACUCAGGUGCAGGCCGAGGUGUUGACUGACGCCUCUGAAGUGAAUUCAUCAGUGGGUGCGCUGGCCACCGUUCACGUGCCUCAGGUGCCGUACACAGCCGAUAGCUGGCAGACCACCGUCCUGCUGUAUAACAGCAGAGACAACCAGACCUACUCCACCGCUGACGUCAUCACUCUGCGCCUCACUGGAAUACCUCAACGAAAGGGUCUGAUGUAUGUGACACACUACAUGGAUAAUAAUGUGACAAACCCUUUUAAACUGUGGGAGAAGAUAGGCAGCCCUGACUAUCCCACUGCACAACAGUUCACACAGCUACGGAGCCAAGAGGAUCCACAGACUGAUGGACCUCUGCCGGUCCCAUCCAAUGGCUCUCUGACGCUGAAGGCAGUGCUUCCUGUCCCCUCAGUGCUGCUUGUACAUGUUUGCGCUCAGUCUAAGGAAGUGCCCAACCAGGUAAACGGGGUGCGCUUCAUCACCAUCACCAAAGGACAGGUUCUGAUCAUCUGGAAAGAUCACUGCAUCGGCACAAAGUGUAUAAAAACUUAUGAAGUGGAACUUUCCAAAGACGAGACGACUUUCCAGAGGAUUAACCACAGAGACACUAUUUUCACAUACUACACUUAUUCUCCAGAGAGUCUGGAGGUGAGCGGUUAUUAUAGAGUCAGAGCCGUGGAUUACUGGGGAAGAAAUGGAGAAUACUCGGUCACUGAGAAAUAUUCGGAGAACUGGUAGUCUUGUUUAGACCAACUUUUGACUGUCCACAUACAAUAUAGUUCACUUUGCAUCUUAAUUUGAUCAAAAAUACUCACCAGAACAGGAUGAGACUAGUUUGACCAAAACGUCAAGUGUCCAAACAGUUUGUUUUAUUUUUGAAUGUCAUUUAGGGGUGUUUAUCUGAUGCUGCAGUAAUUUACCUUGAAAGCACAAUUAUUUUUUUAACCAGCAAGUCUGUGUCUGUGCAGCCUCUGCUGAUCAUAUUUGAAUAUGCAUACAAGUCCACGGGCAUAUUUUAUCCGAGGUAAAAAUAGAUUGAACGGACUGUAUGAUGAAUUUCUGAACAACAACCUGAAGUUUUAUUUACAGUAUUUCCUUGUAUUGAUUAAAAAAAAACAACAACAAAAAAAACCCCCAAUACAUUUUAAUAUUAAAUGCUGCGACUUUAAA
Molecule: messenger RNA, 2564 nt
Organism: Onychostoma macrolepis
Lineage: Eukaryota; Metazoa; Chordata; Actinopteri; Cypriniformes; Cyprinidae
Gene: idua
Product: alpha-L-iduronidase
Exons: 14
Coding region: 207-2132 (641 amino acids)
Biological process (GO): carbohydrate metabolic process
Molecular function (GO): L-iduronidase activity; protein binding
Source: RefSeq, a predicted model, not a curated record